This is a messenger RNA of Phycomyces blakesleeanus NRRL 1555(-), 996 nucleotides long. RefSeq lists its product as hypothetical. The transcript is spliced from 6 exons. Lineage: Eukaryota; Fungi; Mucoromycota; Mucoromycetes; Mucorales; Phycomycetaceae. The record is from RefSeq and is a predicted model, not a curated record. Bases 1 to 996 code for a protein of 331 amino acids. Gene Ontology annotation, cellular component: cytoplasm.
AUGGCUAAUCUCAGAGAACUCGGAAAGACUGGUGUAUUGGUGUCUGCUGUUGGACUUGGUUGUAUGGGAAUGAGUGAGUUUUAUGGCCCUACAAACGAUGAAGAGAAUGUCAAGACACUCGAGCGUUCAAUCGAAAUAGGAUCGACAUUUUGGGAUACUUCUGAUAUUUACGGAAUCAACUCUAAAAAUGAGCGUCUGCUAUCUACUGUAUUGAAGACCCAGAGAGACAAGGUUUUCUUGGCUACAAAGUUUGGUCAAGUUCGCACUGAGGAUGGAACAUUUUCUCAUGUAUGUGGCACACGUGAAUAUGUCCGCGAAGCAUUCAACAAAAGUCAAAAGAGACUCGGUGUCGAUGUCGUCGAUCUGUAUUACCAGCAUCGUGUUGAUCCUAAUACUCCUAUCGAAGAGACUGUCGGAGCAAUGGCUGAACUUGUCAAGGAAGGCCGUGUUCGUUUCCUUGGUCUAUCUGAGUGCUCUGCAUCAACCCUUCGUCGUGCCCACAAGGUGCACCCAAUUGCUGCAGUUCAAACCGAAUACUCACCUUGGACCUUGGAUAUUGAGACUAAUGGUUUGCUUGAUACUGCUCGUGAAUUAGGAAUUUCUAUUGUUGCCUAUUCUCCUCUUGGUCGUGGUUUCUUGACCGGUGCCAUCAAAAGCCCCGAUGACUUUGGUGCGGAUGACUUUAGACACAAUGUUCCUCGCUUCUCUCCUGAAAACUUUGGUAAAAACCUAAAGCUUGUUGAUGAUAUCAAUGCACUUGCUACUAAGAAGGGAGUUGCUCCCAGUCAAUAUGUGCUGGCAUGGAUUCUUGCUCAAGGUCCCGAAUUUAUUGUCAUUCCUGGCACUAAAAAAAUCAAGUAUCUUGAGGAAAAUUUCAAGAGUGGAGACAUUGUGCUGUCAAAAGAAGAGUUGGCCGAGAUGAGACGUUUAGUUGACAGUAGCAGCUCCGUGGGAGAACGUUAUUCUGCUCCCUACCUUGCAGCUAUAGAUUUUUAG